CGCUCACGCCCAAGGAGUCUGGAGAAGACUCUAAAAUCCUCGGUCACGCCCAAGGAGUCUGGAGAAGACUCUAUAUAGAAUCCUUGAUCAUGCCCAAGGAGCCUAGUCUCCUUGCUCAUGCCUGCAUGAAGACACCGUGGAUCAAUUACUCUUGGCUGGACAUUGAAUAUUAGUUUGGUAAUUGUAACAUUGCUGAGUUUGCUUAAGCCAUAAAGGAUUUAUAUCAAAGUCAUCUUUACUGUAAAGCUCAAGGCAGUCUUUUAUUUUUGGUCACUAUAAUUUAACAAUAUGAUACAUACCUAUACAAUUGUAAUGAAAUCAUAGACAAGGUCAGCUCUUUGGAGCUAAAAUUGUUUAUUAUUUAGAAAAUCAAGUUAAAAAAACACAUUUUAGUCAUUUUCAUAUCAAUAAUUAAAAAUCUCAAAUGUAAUUCAUUUAACAAAAAAUCAAACCAGACUUUUAAUUUCUCUUCAAAUUUAGAGGAUUUUUUUUGUCUUUUAGCUUUAGAAAGUAAUGUUAAUACAAAAAUAAAUAUCCAUUAGAAAAGUAGCUAAAAAAUCUCCUUUUCCUAGUUUUGUAUAACCCAUUACAGUCCCCAAAUAUUUACAGAGGUACAUAAUGGGAGAAAGUGUCAGAGUCCAACGAUUUUGAGGUAUUGGCCUUCGUCUUCUUCUUCCUUUUCUCUUACUUCACAUCCACACAAAAAUUCAUGUGCACAUCCUGAUAAUAAUGAGUUCCAUGGCCUCCACGGGUUGACGCUCUAACCUGAUAGACCACCACAGAGCCUGCGACAAUUGUGGCCUAAAGGUGCACCACGCCGCCCAAGACUCGCAGCUCUAGCUUUCACAUCAAAAGCAAACUCUGUAAAGUAAGGAAAAGUUGGGAACAUACACUAUAGCUGCAUGUGGCGGUGGUGCUCAUCUCCGCUCUGUUGGGCCUCUGAGCCUGCGGUGAGAGAACCCUUAACCCGUCCGCUGUGAUUGGCAUGGAUUUGUCCUUCACUGGUAGCCUGGUAACAUACACUCCCAGGUCUUUCUCUGCCUCUGUGGUGGAUAGUGGAGUGUUUCCCAUGUGGUAUUGGUACGCUGGAUAUCCCUUCACUGGUAGCCUGGUAACAUACACUCCCAGGUCUUUCUCUGCCUCUGUGGUGGAUAGUGGAGUGUUUCCCAUGUGGUAUUGGUAUGCUGGAUAUCCCUUCACUGGUAGCCUGGUAACAUACACUCCCAGGUCUUUCUCUGCCUCUGUGGUGGAUAGUAGAGUGUUUCCCAUGUGGUAUUGGUAUGCUGGAUAUCCCUUCACUGGUAGCCUGGUAACAUACACUCCCAGGUCUUUCUCUGCCUCUGUGGUGGAUAGUGGAGUGUUUCCCAUGUGGUAUUGGUGUGCUGGAUAUCCCUUCACUGGUACCCUGGUAACAUACACUCCCAGGUCUUUCUCUGCCUCUGUGGUGGAUAGUGGAGUGUUUCCCAUGUGGUAUUGGAUUGCUGGAUAUCCCUUCACUGGUAGCUUGGUAACAUACACUCCCAGGUCUUUCUCUGCCUCUGUGAUGGAUAGUGGAGUGUUUCCCAUGUGGUAUUGGAAUGCUGGAUAUCCCUUCACUGGUAGCCUGGUGCCAUACACUCCCAGGUCUUUCUCUGCCUCUGUGGUGGAUAGUGGAGUGUUUCCCAUGUGGUAUUGGAAUGCUGGAUAUCCCUUCACUGGUAGCUUGGUAACAUACACUCCCAGCUCUUUCUCUGCCUCUGUGGUGGAUAGUGGAGUGUUUCCCAUGUGGUAUUGGAAUGCUGGAUAUCCCUUCACUGGUAGCCUGGUACCAUACACUCCCAGGUCUUUCUCUGCCUCUGAGGUGGAUAGUGGAGUGUUUCCCAUGUGGUAUUGGUGUGCUGAAUAUCCCUUCACUGGUAGCCUGGUAACAUACACUCCCAGGUCUUUCUCUGCCUCUGUGGUGGAUAGAGGAGUGUUUCCCAUGUGGUAUUGGAAUGCUGGAUAUCCCCUCCCAAGGUGCAGGACUUUACAAUUUUCUUCAUUGAAUUGUAGCAGCCACAUUUUGAUCCAUUCUUGUAGCUUGGUGAUGUCUUCUUGUAGGCAAUUCGCAGUCGAGGGGUUAACCUCACACAGGGCCAGUGAGACAUCCAUGUUACCACAGUUUACCUUCCCCAGGUUUCCCCAGGUACCCAUUCAUCGAUCAGCCUGAAAGGAAGGGUGAACAGCUGAGUGGGCUGCACGCUGACUCCCCAGGGCAAAAUUUGAACCCAGAGCUGCAGAUUCAUAGUCAAGAAUGCUAACCACUGCCCUGAGAUGUCCCCGCUGGUAAAGGCUACAGUGUGUUCUUGUACAUCACCACACAAGGACAAAUGACAAGUUUUUAUCUGAAGAGGACUGGCUGGGUCUGCAGGUUACAAAUAUUAAUACUGGCUAUCUUAUCAGGCUUUUUAGUUUUUUUAGUUUAUUGCCUUUGAGCUGUUCCCUUUCUUCCUUUUCUUCUUUUUUGUUUUAUGUUCAUUUUUCCCUUAUGACAAUGCUCAUCUCCCUUAUCAGCUGUUUCCUUUCUUUUUCUUUCUCUUCUUUGUUCAAUGUCCCUAUUUUCCCUUACAAGCAGUUUCCAAUACUGUAAAAAAAAAAAAAUGUCACUGAUUGCCUCACUCCCAAACCUUCCCCUCGCACUUUCCACUUUGGCACACUUUCUUUGCCAGGAGCGAGUGUGGUGGCCAGUAGUGUGAGCAAGGGUGGCACAGAUGUUGCUACACUCUUCGCCACACUUGGUUUUCUCUGCCGCAAGCGAGUGUGUUGGCUAGUAGUGUGAGCAAGGGUGGCACAGAAUGACCCAACCCUUCCCUUGCACUUUCCACUUUAGCAAACUUGUUUUUCUUUGCCAGGAGCGAGUGUGUUGGCCAGUAGUGUGAGCAGGAGGGGUACAUAUCUUGGGAUGCAUAGCUGGACAAACCAAAAC
Eriocheir sinensis (Chinese mitten crab) is the source of this 2944-nucleotide messenger RNA. RefSeq lists its product as uncharacterized. The transcript has 5 exons. The record is from RefSeq and is a predicted model, not a curated record. Bases 986 to 2188 code for a protein of 400 amino acids. NCBI's taxonomy places the organism in Eukaryota, Metazoa, Arthropoda, Malacostraca, Decapoda, Varunidae.